UUGAAUACCAAGACUAAGGCGCUUGCGCCGCACGAGAACACCCUGCACCCAACCUUCAAUAUGCCAGAUGCGCCGAGCAGUGCUAGUGGGAAGAAGUCCACAGAAGAGCCACCACCAAUACAGUGGCAGUUUAUUGACGCAUCUGACAACAGCAGGAGUACUCUGACUAAAGUAAAGCGCCAUGUUAUGCAGGAAUAUAUGCGUCAAAAACGGCAUGCAACCGGACAGUCUGCUGCUGAAAUCGGAGACAGUCCGCCGCACGGAGAGAAGACAGAACAGCAACAAAGGGCUAUUAAUCAGGUCAUGAAUACAACCGAUAACCAAACGGGUCGCACACAAGAUAGUGAAGCCUUGUAUGAAUCCGGUAUCCUUGCGCGGAGAAAUAGUCUUGAACCAAUAUCCAGUAAUUCUUCAGCGCAACAAGACUCGAGUGAAACGGUGACAGACCAUGCCAGACAACACAGGGUCUUCUCGACUUCCAAGCCUACCAUUCGGCCAUACUAUGCAGGCAUGCCUUUCCGAAGCAAGACUGUGGAUCCCUCAUCGAAUUCUCCCAAGGCCUACUGCCUGUCUCAAAGCAGUACCUCGGACACCAGUACUCCAACGCCAUCAUCGUCAGCGCCAACGACACCAGGAGAUGUAGCGUUGUCGCCAAAGACAAUGCUGAGUGCUGCACGAACAGAUCCGUUCAACACCCUGCCCCUUGAGCUGGACCUUGAAGGUCAAAGACUCUUUGACUUCUAUGUCAAUGAAAUGCCUGCUUGCUCAUAUGGAAACCACUUCCGGUCAGCCAAGGCGCAUAAUUGGUACACAGCAGUAUUUGUCCCUGAAGGAAUGAAAGGACCUGUGGCUUUUCAGAACACGAUACUUGUUCAUGCGGCUAAUACAUGGGUCUGGGUUCGAAAUGAGGAGCCGGACGCGACAGCUCUGUAUCACCGUGACCGUGCGAUUACCAUGCUUCGAGAGCUCAGGGACAGGAACCCGAAUGAUAUUUCUGAUGAAGCGAUUAUAGGUUGUAUAAGCGCUGCAGGUCUUGAAGACUUUGAUCCUAGGCCUGGUCAUAAGCAGACUAGCUGGCUUCAUAUGCGAGCAGCAAGAGAGAUGAUUCGUCUCCGUGGCGGGCCAUCUGCCUUUCACAGAACAAGACUCGGAAUGCUAAUAAAUUGGCAAGAUUAUAUUCUUUCAGGCUAUGAGACUGAGGGACCUAGCUUCUUUUUCGAAUACAAUCCUCCAGCCAUACUACAGAGGCCAGCCUUUCAAACUGGAGCACUAGUAUCGCGUCAGCGGCCGCUUCCAAAAAACGUGGCGUGUACUAUGUCGUUCACUGAGCAUAAUAUUGCCCGAUACCCCAUAAUCUCCCCAGUGGCUGAGAUUGAACAUCAGUGCAGCGAGUUCAUCAGCUUCCUCAAACGCUGCGAGCAGCUCGCUAUACACCAGCGAACAGCCACUAACUCAACCAUCGCACCGAUGCGUCACACGGCAUUCCAAUCAAAUUCAUUGUUGUAUCAGAUACUCGCAGCACCUCCCGGGCUGCGCUUUACAGCAUCGGGUAACCGCAAACAGUUUGUUGCACGACUAGUUGCGUUAAUUAUGCUCAAUGCUGGCUUGUGGGAUUACCGGAACUCUGUUUUGUAUAGCGAGGCCUUUCUCAGAAACUUGGAGCAGACUGUCUUGAAGUGCGAAGUGAACAUGAGCGGCUCAGUAGAAGCAUUACUGCAAAUAAUGCUCGCAUGUGAGGACGGUUCGAUCGAAUUUCCUGAGUCGACGCGCCAUCCUGGGAAUUCACCCGAAUUCACACAAUACUCCCCUACUGCUCAGACGCCUUACGAUCGGCCAUGGUUUGCAGGUCGGAUGCUCAAAGUGGUCAAACGGCUCAGCUUUGAUAGCUGGAUGAAUGUGAACUACUUCCUUUUCUCCUGCUUAACGUUGCAUACGGGGAUACCUUCGGUAUCAAUUUGGGAGGAUAGCUUACGGAAAGAAAUCCUUAGUGCGCCUCUCACUAGUUACGUUAUGCCGGCCCUCCAAGGCCUGUAAGUUCCGUGAUACGGGUAUCGGCACUUUGUUCUUUCGCUCGAGAGUAUGAAACCUUACACUAUGCUGCAGCUUUCUGACCUGUCUUAAUGUCUCCAUUUCCCCCACCUCUUUCAUUUUCUCUUCUUUGUGUACACCGCGAUUUAUUUCGAUUGUAACGUUACAUUUCAUGUCUUAUGGUCAUCUUUCUGUUUUCUAUAUACCCACAAUGAGACAUG
This is a messenger RNA of Aspergillus welwitschiae, 2249 nucleotides long. RefSeq names its product sigma-70 region 2 family protein. The record is from RefSeq and is a predicted model, not a curated record. Bases 61 to 2034 code for a protein of 657 amino acids. The transcript has a single exon. Lineage: Eukaryota; Fungi; Ascomycota; Eurotiomycetes; Eurotiales; Aspergillaceae.